AUGGGGAAAUUGUCGUUUGCCUCUUUCGUUUUACAGCUGCCAGUCUCUUUGCCGCCACCGCCGCCACCGCCUUGGUCAUCAUCACAGUCGCCGCCGCCCCCGCUUCCGUCAUCAUCACAGUCAUUGCCGCCCCCGCUUCCAUCAUCAUCACAGUCGUCGUCAUAUUUAUCAUCCAUCUCUACCUCAUCAAGAACCAAUUACGAAGUGUUCUUGAGUUUUAGAGGUCCCGAUACUCGCAGGGGAUUUGCAAAUUUUCUCUACACUAGCCUGAUUAAUGCAAGGAUCAUUGUCUUUAGGGACGAUAAUGAACUUGAUCCUGGAGAAAAUAUCCCUGAUGCAUUGGUUCAAUCCAUAAAGCAAUCCAGGAUAUCAAUACCUAUUAUCUCCAAGGAUUAUGCAUCCAGUAAGAGUUGUCUCAUGGAAUUGGCACAAAUGGUGGAAUGCAAGGAAGCAGACGCUCAACUGAUCAUACCCAUUUUCUAUGAUAUUAGCCCUGCUGAUUUAACAUACCGACGUGGAUGUGUUGGGAAGUCCUUCCGUAAGCACAAGCGCAGGGGAAUUGACCGCGAAGUCAUUAAAAAAUGGAAGGAGGCUCUCGAAAAGAUUGCUGCUAUCAAGGGCCAUGAUCUGCGGAAUACAGAAAUUGGUUACGGUGCACUCAUAGAGGAAGUUGUUUCGGAUAUUCUAGAGUGGUUGAAGAAGAAUGAUUUAGAUGUGACUGACGGUUUAGUGGGAAUGAAACCUCACGUACGGGAGGUUAUGAAAAAGCUUGGUGUCAUCUAUGUCAAUGAGCAGGCAACCGGAGUAUAUGACAAAGAUGUACGUGUACUUGGGAUAUACGGCACGCCAGGGAUUGGCAAGACUACCGUUGCAAAGGUUGUGUACAACAAAAUCCAUCAUCUCUUUCAACGUUGUAGUUUUCUUUCCAAUGUUCGAGAAAAUGGUGCAUCCGAUGGACUCAUCGUGGGCCUACAAGAACAGUUAAUCUCAGACCUCCGGAGGAAAGUACGUAGAAGGCUUGGAACUCUUGACCAAUUGACUAAUGUCCUAAAAAGUUCAUUUAGCGAAAUGAAAGUUCUCAUUCUCCUUGAUGAUGUGCAUCAUUUUGACCAAAUCAAGCAUUUAGUUGGGGAUCUAAGUUGGUUUGGCCCAGGAAGCAGGAUUCUCAUGACAGUUGGAAAUAUUAAUGUUCUUGAUGGUUACGGAAAUGGAGUGGCUGACAAGUAUGAGGUUGGAGAAAUGGGGCCUUGUCAAGCUCUUAAACUUUUCCGCAUGCAUGCUUUUUGUGAGUAUACUCACGAAGAGGAGGAUGAGUAUGAUUCUCUGUCCAAAGUCAUUGUUGACAUUAUUGGAGGUAUCCCUUUGGCUAUUGAAGUAACAGCUUCAUACUUGCGUAAGUAUAAGGGGAACAGACAAAUAUGGCAAAAUACAUUGGAUAGCUUAAGAAGGAAGCCAGAAGAUAAAGUCCAAGAAGUGAUCGAUAUAAGCUAUGGCUCUCUAAAUGAAGAGACGAGAAAGAUAUUUCUUGAUAUAGCAUGUUUUUUCAUUGGAACGGAUGAGAGAAUUCCCUCAUACAUGUGGUGUGCAUGUAAAUGUGAUCCAAGAGGAAUCAUGAUUCUCCGUGACAUGGGUUUGGUCAAAAUAGGAGAAAACAAUGAAAUAUGGAUGCACAGUCAACUGAGAGAGUUUGGCAGGGAAAUUGUUAGGAAGGAAAAUCCUGACGAACCUCAAAAUCGCAGUAGGUUAUGGAAUCACUUUGAUGCACUUUCCAUGCUUAAUGGAAAUCAGAGUCCUAGUAAGGUGGAAGCCCUUGGUCUCACAUUUGAUGAGGGACAAAGUGAAUGUUUAAGAUGUGAAAGAUUUAGCCAGCUAGGGUGCUUGAGGUUAUGGAGAUUGGACCCGGCCACUGUUGGAGGGAGUUCUCAAAAUAUUCUUUCAAAUUUAAGGUGGCUUGAUUGGCAAGGGUGCAGCCAGAUCUCUGAACUACUUAUUUUCCAUUUGGAGAAACUGGUCAUUCUUGAUCUAUCUCGCAGUCAGGUCACUGGAGAUUCACAAGAAUGGGGCCAAAUCAUGAAGAAGGCAAAGGAAUUGAAAGUUUUGAACCUCAGUAGCUGUCGUAACCUGAAUGCUUUUCCAGACUUCAGUGCUUCGAUAUACUUAGAGAGAUUAGUCCUGGAACGUUGUUUUGUACCAUCCCAAGUUGGUCCAUUGAUAGGUAAUCUAAAGAACUUAGUCUCCUUAAAUCUUAAGUUCUGCACAAUCGUCAGCGACUUGCCGCAAGAACUGUGUUGUAUGAAGGAUUUGGAAGAACUUCUGAUUGAUGGAACUUCCAUUAAAAGGAUUGAUUUCGAACCAGCCUCCAUGAAGAAACUUAAGAUUCUGAGCGCUUGCCAAUGUGGAAGUUUGGCUCAUGUAUCACCCUCUAUUGGUCACUUGGAAUCUCUUGAGCAUCUUCGACUGGAUGGUGCCGCUAUUGAAGGACUACCAGAUUCUAUUAAGUCCUUAAAGAAACUUCGGAGCCUGCUUCUUGGAAAUUGUCAGAAUUUACUUGAGCUUCCUGGUUCCGUUGGGAAUCUUGAGUCACUGGAAGUCAUGGAUCUAUCCAGCACCAAGAUUGCUAGUUUACCUAGGUCCGUUAAGCAUUUGAAAAAUUUGAAAGUGCUGAAGAUGGAGAAUACUCACUUAGAAAAAUUCCCCAAAGAUAUAAAAAAUCUAGAAAAGCUGGAAGAGAUAGAUCUUUCAAAAUGCUGGAAUCUGAAGGGGUGGAUUCUCUGUGAUGUCAGAGGAUUAUCCUCUUUGAAAAUCUUGAGAUUAUCAUCUACCAGGAUUUCUGGCCUACCUUGGACCCUUUCAUUGCUCUCUGAUCUCCAACAACUAGAUUUAAGUGAAUGUGACCAACUUUGGGAUUUGCAAAGACUUCCAUCAAGUUUAAGUAUUCUUCGCUGGGGAUCCAAAAAAAUGUGGACGGUGCCAGACCUUUCUUUCAUGGGAAACUUGAAAGAGCUGUACUUGAGUGAUAACUUUGAUUCUACUGAUCCAACGCAGAGUUCUUCCUCUUCCUCUGAGCCACCACAAAUUGGAUGGUUAACAAUACUAGCGAAUCUAGAAAUCUUGGAGUUGUGCCUCUCAAACAUCACCAGGCUACCUGAACAUUUUAGUAAACUUCAACUUAGAAAACUUGUUUUGCACUAUGCAAACUUGCGUGACCUUGGAGAGCUACCCUCUUGCUUAUCGGUAUUGUGCCUUCAGGACUGCACGAUUCGACAUUCACAAUUUUCUACGGUGAGAGGUCUAUCUGAAUUAGAACUCAAACACUGUCGCUUGGCAUGGACCAUCGGUCUUAAAGAUUUGAGGCGACUGGAACUUCUGAAAAUAUCUGACUGCAAUGUGCGAACACUUGAUGGGCUGGAAAAUUUGCCUUGUUUUAGAAGGCUCACUCUAGACGAGUGCCCUUCAUUGACCGGAUUACCUGAUCGAACAAAUCGUACAUUCGAAAUCGAUGGGUACAAUUUCGCAGAAGAACAAAUAGUCGGCAGUUGUGUUGCUCACACCUAGCUAUGGUCAGAAUAUUGUGUAAAUGCUUCGAUAAUGAUUCCGACUUAUGAGUGAAGAUCUUGCUGCACAAUGGAUAUUCGGUCUACCUUCAAUAAAAAGUUGGAGGCUUUUCUGAAAGAUAAAUAUUGCUACUCUUUGCUUUCCUCGACUUGAACAUCUGUACAACUCC
Molecule: messenger RNA, 3724 nt
Organism: Syzygium oleosum
Lineage: Eukaryota; Viridiplantae; Streptophyta; Magnoliopsida; Myrtales; Myrtaceae
Product: disease resistance protein L6-like
Exons: 5
Coding region: 1-3555 (1184 amino acids)
Biological process (GO): signal transduction; defense response
Molecular function (GO): ADP binding
Source: RefSeq, a predicted model, not a curated record